UCAUCCUUUCCAUCUCUGGAUUAAAAAGUUGUCCUGAGAUUGAUCGUUUGAUUCUUUUCCUGUCUAAGAAAGAUAUCCGUGAUUUCAAUCUUCAGAUCUCAAGCGAAGAUCAUCGCCGCCAUAAGUUGCCUUCAUACCUUUUCUCAUGCUUGAAACUAUGAUACCUGAAACUACGUUCAUGUAUAUUCAAACCUCCACCAUCAUUUAAAGGGUUUAGCAAGCUCAUUAGUCUUGAGUUUCGUGAAGUCCACUUUGAUGCUGAUUUCUUAAAAGAUUUUUUCACCAAUUGUCCGCUACUUGAAAAACUGGUGUUGGAUCGCUAUGUGGAAAUUUCCUGCCUCGAAAUCAAUGCUCCCAAUCUGAAAUUGCUACACUACAUUGGCGUUUACGAAUGUAUCUAUUUCAAAAAUGCUCCUCGGCUAGCAGAACUUUCAGUUUAUCAGACACCGGUUGCAGAACUAGACAACGAGACAAGGAAUCACUCGAGUUUGAUUGAGGUUUUUAGUUCUUUGCCUGCUAUAGAGUACCUGAGUGUCGAUUAAUACUUUUUGGAGGUAACAUAGGUUUAUGCCCUUUAUUUUAUGUAUUUCUUUAGCAGGGAAUUUUUGUUAACUCUUUAUUUUGGUGGUUGUUUCAAGGACCUUGCUGUUCCUGAUUCAUCAGUGACGCUUCAAGCUUCUUUAACCAAUCUAAAGUUUCUAGAGAUAAACGAUUUGUGUUAUGCAGAGGUGGAGGAGGUCUCAUGUGCGCUUUGCUUGAUUAGAAGCUCUCCUAACCUGCAAAAACUUCUUAUUACGGUGUUCUGCAGCCGCAAUGUUAGCACUAAUCCUUUCCUUCAACUUUCGGAGCGGGAUGGCUUCUUGGAUUUUUCCUUGAAUCAACUCCAGGAAGUAAAAUUACAACGCUUCAUUGGCACCUUGCCCGAAAUGGAGUUUGUUAGGCUUUUGUUAGCCAAAUCAUCUGCACUCAAGGUGAUGCAUAUUCAGCCUCCCUCCAAAAUGGUUGCCGGUGAACAGCUCAAGAUUUUAAAGGAGAUAAUUCGAUUUAAACGCGCAUCACCAGAAGCAGAAAUCACUUGCGAUGAUUUCAGUGAGGAUGUGGUUUAGCACUAUCCUAUUUUUAAAAUAUAUGUGAUGCCCCUGGAUCUACGUAGUCUUCAGAGUUGAUGUUUCUAAGUUGCUGGUUACUUGCAGAGUGCGAUUGUGAACCACUCGUUUUUAAUGGGGGUUACUCGAAUAUAUUGUAUGAUAAAUUUGUAAGAGAUGCUUCCAUGUUGCUUUACAUCUGGAAAGGACUCAUUCAAGAUUUGAAGGCGAUGUCAUGUAGCUAAAUUUAUUACAAGACAAUGACAGGAGACUAAAAUUC
Populus nigra (black poplar) is the source of this 1365-nucleotide messenger RNA. RefSeq lists its product as uncharacterized. NCBI's taxonomy places the organism in Eukaryota, Viridiplantae, Streptophyta, Magnoliopsida, Malpighiales, Salicaceae. Bases 582 to 1106 code for a protein of 174 amino acids. The transcript is spliced from 2 exons. The record is from RefSeq and is a predicted model, not a curated record.